GACACAGGAAGAUGGGUUUUCCUCAAAAAACUACGUUGAUCUUAAUCACAAUCUUCUGGUUGUUCAUUAUUGCAGGAAGCAUUCCGAACACUGCAGUCAUAACCGCACUCUGCAACUCGGGGAUGUAUUCUCAAGGCGAUCCCUUUGUCAUCAGCCUCGACUACGUUGUUGCAGAAUUAGAGAGGGCUACGCCAACGAGCAAGAACUACGAUUUCUUCAACGUUUCACCUUUUCCUAAUGCUUUUGCCUACGGACAUGCUACUUGUAACCUGAAUCUCACCAGCUCAGACUGCGCGACCUGCCUUGGUGCAGCAAAGACGACAAUGUUCGGCACGUGUCAGAGCCGGAUAGGGGCUCGUACGGUGCUCCAAGACUGCACAAUCAGGUAUGAGCAAUACCCAAUUACCAAUCAGGACGAGGGGUAACCAGAAGAACAUAGGAUGCCUUGUGUGUUG
Messenger RNA from Juglans microcarpa x Juglans regia, 455 nucleotides. Its product is annotated as antifungal protein ginkbilobin-like protein. The record is from RefSeq and is a predicted model, not a curated record. Bases 12 to 425 code for a protein of 137 amino acids. Gene Ontology annotation, cellular component: plasmodesma. Lineage: Eukaryota; Viridiplantae; Streptophyta; Magnoliopsida; Fagales; Juglandaceae. The transcript has a single exon.